CUUGAAGAAACAGCUUUAAAUGAAAUCGAUCAACUUAUCGGAAGUUUGGAUGAAUCAGUUAAUAACUCGAUUCCUAUCUUAGAAGAAGAAUUAAAUGAAUCAAAUCCACUUGCGAAAAUAAGGGAAGACCUCCUGCAACCUCUUGAACCUCAGAAAGCCUCUUGA
Molecule: messenger RNA, 165 nt
Organism: Cetraspora pellucida
Lineage: Eukaryota; Fungi; Glomeromycota; Glomeromycetes; Diversisporales; Gigasporaceae
Source: the annotation of a GenBank genome assembly